CCUCACAUAUACGCAAGGAGAGGGUAGCGCGCCACACCCUCGUUGUCGUUUCUUUGUUUCAGUCUUUGGUUUGCUUUGCUUCCCAUCUCACAUGAUCAAUCCCUCCUCGUUCAAUCCCCAACCCAUGUCCUCCGACGCCUCCGGUAAGAAGGUCCGGAAGCCUUACACCAUCACCAAGUCCAGAGAGAGCUGGACCGAGGAAGAGCACGACAAGUUCCUUGAAGCUCUUCAACUGUUUGAUCGUGACUGGAAGAAAAUUGAAGAUUUUGUGGGUUCUAAAACGGUUAUUCAGAUUCGAAGUCAUGCGCAGAAGUACUUCUUGAAAGUUCAAAAGAAUGGGACAACAGCACAUGUGCCUCCUCCUCGGCCAAAGCGCAAGGCUUCUCAUCCUUACCCGCAAAAAGCCUCCAAAAAUGUUUUAAUUCCCUUUCAAGCAUCACUUGCUUAUCCUUCUUCCAUGAAUGCCAUUGCACCUGGCUAUUGUCCUUGGGAUGAAGCUUCGAUUUUCUUAAAUGCUGGAUCAGACCAAAUUGUGUUGUCACACGAAGAAUUUAUUAAUCGUCAAGGAACGGAAGCUGAUAUUGGAUCAAAGGGGGUAGCAAUAAUUAGUACAUGCGAUCCUAGUGGUAUCGCAAGCUCAAGUAGAACCCUACCUAGUUCCGAGAUACCAAAGCAAGGGUCACAAGUUCCUGUCAGCCAUGGUAUUCCUGAUUUUGCCGAAGUUUAUAGCUUUAUUGGAGGUGUUUUUGAUCCGGACACCGAAGGCCAUGCUCAGAAACUCAAGGAAAUGGAUCCCAUUAAUUUCGAAACUGUUUUGUUGUUGAUGAGAAACCUCAGCAUCAACUUGUCUAGCCCAGAUUUUGAACCAAUUAGGAAGGUCCUAGUUUCAAAUGAUGCCAAUAUGAAAACAGCAGCUGCAGGAAAUACUCCCAGUUACCGGAAUAACGAUCUUUCAUGUUGAACUUAUUAGUAUAUACAGUUGCUAACUGGUAUGGUCCUGGAGAAAAAGUAUGGUGGUUCUAGAACAGCAGGCCGAAUCUGAUCUUAGGGCUAUAGUUCUGCUGCCACAACCAGGAGAGUAUUAGAUGGUGCUGAACGGAAGAAAAAAAUUUCAAAUGAUUUUCAAGCUCUGGGAGUUCUGAUUGUCUGGUGGCCUCUAUGAGUGAUUAUUUAUAUCGUGAUCUUAUUCAGGCCUUCCAGAUAUUUAUGUAUAUCUUGUAAGAUCUGUUUUGGGGUAGUCUUCUAUUUGUUUUAGCCCAAGCAAGUGUAACUACGGGAAUCCGAAUUCUUUGCAAUCAAAAAUAAAAAUAAAACCCAAAGAACUUGAGAUGAAUAAAGGGUACAAGGCUUAUUUUGAUUUUCAUCCCCAAA
Molecule: messenger RNA, 1371 nt
Organism: Rosa chinensis
Lineage: Eukaryota; Viridiplantae; Streptophyta; Magnoliopsida; Rosales; Rosaceae
Product: protein REVEILLE 8
Exons: 9
Coding region: 92-961 (289 amino acids)
Molecular function (GO): DNA binding
Source: RefSeq, a predicted model, not a curated record